UUGAUGUUUUUGUUUUUUUCUUCAGCCAGUGUUGGGGCCUGCUUUCCGAAGCAAGACCCGGAGCGUGGCGGAGGUCACAUGAUCUCCACCGAUGACCUGGAGUACCCACGUGAAUAUCGCACGCUGGGAAACAGCGGGCGGCGCUUCUCCAAUGUGGGGCUGGUCCACACCUCUGAGCACCGGCACACGGUCAUCGCCGCCCAGAGCCUGGAGGCCCUCUCCAACCUGCACAAGGCCGACAUGGAACGCAAGCGGGAUGCCUUCAUGGACCACCUGAAGAACAAGUACCCUCCCCAGCACUCCCUACCACCCUCUCCAUCCCCCUCGCAUGGCAGCAUGAGGGGCACCGCAGAGAGAAGCGCACGUGAACAGCAACAGCCAAACUACUGGAGCUUUAAGAGCCGUAGUCCACGUCACUCCCAGUCCACUCAGUCAGGUUUGGCAGACCAGGCGUCUAAACUGUCCUUCGCAUCUGCUGAGUCUCUGGAGACCAUGUCUGAGGCCGACAUGCCGCUGGGCUUCAACCGCAUGAACCGUUUCCGUCAGAGCCUCCCACUCUCCCGCUCUGCAAGCCAGAAUAAACUACGCUCUCCAGGUGUCCUUUUCCUGCAGUUUGGCGAUGAGACCAGACGUGUUCAUAUCACUCACGAGCUCAACAGUUUGGACACCUUGCACGCACUUAUCGUGCACAUGUUCCCUCAGAAGCUGACAGCGGGAAUGCUGAAGUCCCCGAACACGGCCAUCUUGAUCAAAGACGAAGCGAGGAAUGUCUUCUACGAGCUGGAGGACGUGAGGGACAUACAGGACCGCAGUAUCAUUAAAAUCUAUCGCAAAGAGCCCAUCUAUGCCUCCUAUCCUGCGGCACAUCUGGCCAACGGAGACCUCAGGAGAGAGAUGGUUUACUCAUCCCGGGACUCAUCACCUACCCGUCGCCUCAACACUCUCCCUUCCUCCACUGCCUCGCCCUCCUCCAGCUCUCCUUCUCGAUCUCGUCUCUCCUACAGCGGAGGUCGGCCCCCCUCUUUCGCUGGUCCGGGUCACCCUCACUCACAGGGUCCCCAGCAUCCGUCCCACUCCCACCACCCUUCGCCCUCUCACGGACAGGCUCAAGGCCUAACCCCCUCCUCCUCGGCCAUCCUGGAGCGGCGUGAUGUCAAACCCGACGAGGAGAUGUCUGGUAAAGGCAUGGUCCUCCUAAAGAAUGAAGGUCUUUAUGCUGAUCCGUACAGCUUGAUGCACGAGGGUCGGCUUAGUAUCGCUUCUACUCAGUCCCUGGCCACCAUUGCCGACCCCUUCGGCUUCCCGGUGUCAGGAGGUCUGUACCGCAGAGGGUCGGUGCGGUCUCUCAGUACAUACUCAGCUGCGGCGCUUCAAAGCGACCUGGAGGACAGCCUGUAUAAGCCUGGAGGUUCUCUAUACUCCGAUACCUACAGCAGCUCCACGCUCGGCAUGGGCUUUCGUCUGCCGCCUUCCUCCCCACAGAAGAUUCCCGACGUGCAGCUGAGGGACAGGGAUUCGUUCACUGGGUCUCCCAGCCGAGGGUCACCUGUGAGAACCACCUUCCGCAAAGACUCGGCUUCCUCUUCGGUGUUUGUGGAGAGUCCGAAGUCCAGACCCAGCUCCAGUUCUGAACCCCUAGGAGAUGGGAGUAAGGGACCUGGAUUUGGGUCGUCAUUAUCUGGGGGCGAGACGGACACACGCAGGGAUCGUAUGGAGGCAAUGGAGAAGCAGAUAGCCAGUCUGACUGGACUGGUUCAGAGCGUCCUAACCCGAGCACCAGACAGUGACAGCACAUGCGGCCUGCUGCGUCUCUGCAUGAUGGCGGGCUGCCCUCCGGACCAGGGGGCGGACUUUUCACGGCCCUUCCCUUUCUCUUCCAGCAAGAAGACCGAAUCCACCAGCGACGGCUCCGCCACAGGAACUGGCCGGCUGAAGAAGAAAGCGCUGACUCCAUCUGCCCCGCUGGCACUGAUGCCUCCGCCUUCAUCUGGAGGCUCUCAGGCUUCCACCGUCUCCAGGCUACAGAUGCAUCUUCACCUGCACGACCUACAACAGAACGCCACCGAUCUGCGCAAGCAGCUCGCACAGCUCCGUAAAAUGCAGUUGCAGAACCAGGACUCCAUGCGCAGUCUACUGAAGAGGACCGAGGCAGAGCUGAGUCUGCGUCUAUCAGAUGCGCUGAGAAAACAGGAAGACCCUCUCCAGAGACAGCGCCUCCUAGUGGAAGAGGAGAGACUCAAAUACCUGAACGAGGAGGAACUCAUCAUACAGCAACUGCAUGAUCUGGAAAAGUCAGUGGAGGAAAUCAAGAAGGAGAUGUCUGUCAGUCACCGACAUGUGACAGUGCAGGAGCUGGAGGAGAAAAGCUCGCUGCUGAGGAAACUGGGAGAGACUCUCACCGAGCUGAAGAAUCAGUUCCCGGGGCUCCAGAGUAAAAUGCGAGUGGUGUUGCGAGUGGAAGUGGAAGCGGUGAAAUUCCUGAAAGAGGAGCCACACAGACUGGACGCUCUGCUUAAACGCUGCAGAUCUAUCACAGACACUCUCACCACGCUGAGGAGGCAGGUGAAUGAAGGAGUGUGGAAGACCCAGGAUGAGUAUUCCAGCCCCUUUCCUAAACUCGGAGGAGGGGAUGAGUACAGGAAGAACACAGACUUUAAUAUUCCAACCAGUCCACCGCUAAACCUCAAUGAGACCAGCCUGGCUAACUGGAGCCCUCACUCUGGUCAAGGCCACAGCCACUCGAACCCUUCUAGUGCACAGCGUGAGAAAGAUUCUCAUGGGAUGGUGGGCUCGUUGAAGGGGCGAGAGCUGGGCGAGCUGGGAGGUCGAGGAGGGUCUGAUAAGGCCUCAUCCGUGGAAGUGAGACUGGCAGCAGAGCGGGAUUGGGAAGAGAAGAGAGCCAGUCUAACACAGUACAGUGCUCAGGACAUUAAUCGACUGUUGGAGGAGACUCAGGCUGAGCUCAUGAAGGCCAUUCCUGACUUGGACUUUGCUGCCAAGCAGAUCAAACCUGCUCAGAACCAGAUUCAAAACCAAAACCAGAGCCAGAGUCCAUCUAGCACCAAUGCCACACCUGAACACAAGCCUAAUAAACCUCAGAAUAAACUUUCCAGUAAAGACAGCGGAUCCAGACGAGGCUCGGAUGAACUGACGGUGGCGAGGUAUCGAACGGAGAAGCCCUCAAAAUCCCCCCCUCCUCCACCUCCCCGCCGGAGUUUCCCCUCCUCCCCUGGCCUGACUACACGCAGCGGAGAGAUGAUCAUUCCUGGAAAGAGUAUAAAGUUGAUCGCAUCUAAGGGUGGUGAUGAUCACUUCAGUGAUUUUACAGAGAAAUCUCUGAUGCAGCACGGGAUGUCCUCCACUCCAGUUCCCCAGAUAGUCUUAACCGAGUGUAACUCUCUCCCCAUGUCCCCCUCUGAGGACUCAGCAGAGACCCGGCGGUCUGACAGCAAGCAGACAGUUAAAGACAAUAACACUGGAAAUGACAUCAGAGUAAGUUACUUCAGCCACAUUGUGAGGACUCCCCGUCUGCCGCUAUGGAAACAAGACUUGUCAGCCAGCCAAAAAGUCCCUCAAUCACAAGACUUGGAUGCAGCCCAGAGGGAACUCCAGAGUCCCGUCCAGGAUGUGACCCAGUCGUGCCCACCCUUAACAAGCGAGAGAGCAAUUAAACAGCCCCUGAGGAGGGAGCCAAGGGUUCAGGAGUCUCUCGAGGCGGCGACAGGAAAGAAAGAAGAGCGAACGAGAAAGUCGGACACUGCAUUGUCUGUCUCGCCGCAAAACGGGCCCGUAGAGACAUCUCAAGUGGGUUUGAUCUGCACUCAAGGCGUUGGAGGGGAAAAGGAAGACAUCUGCCACAGCACGUUCCGUCGUCUGGACAGUCUGGAGGAAACCAUCCGUGAGCUGGAGCUCAGCCUGAUGGAGUUCAGCACUGAUCCUCACACAGGGAAUAUCUUCCCAGCGUCCGUCCAGACGCAGAGAUCCGGCAGCACUCGACAUACAGCAGACAGAGGAGACACAAACAAACCCGCUGUCCCACCUAAACCAUCCUGCAUCAGCACAUCCACAGCCAAGACUGGCGGUGGAAAGGCGUUGUCUCGUCUCAAGCACCUGCAGCAGAGCGGAUUAGAAAAGAGCAAAACAAGCAAACAGAAAGAGGACUUCCUUAAGAACCAGGGUCAACAGCAGGCUCUGAGUCUGAACAUCAGCAGAGCCAGAGCAGCAGAGUCACUCCUCGCAAGCACCAGAGCCGCAAGCUUCUCCGGCCACCUGCCCUCCAGAUUGGGAAAGUACCCCCAGGAGGGGGCACUGUCCUCCUUGACGGCCUCCUCCAACCAGGCCAAAGCGCUUCUGGCUAGCCUUUCCGCAUCCAGCCUCUCGGCUGAGGCACUCCUGUCAUCCACCUUAAGACAACACCGGUUUCUCAGAGAGCAGAACUUCAAGUCCUCAAGCCUUCCUCUUCCCAUCUCCAAUGGCCGCUCCCCUCCCUCUCCGACUUCGCCUACUUCCUCUUCCUCGCCCUCAUCUCCCUCCGCUCUCACCUCACUGAGUCCGUCCUCGCUGGCCCUGAAACCCUCUGCCACCGGCAGCUUGGAGCGGAACAAGACUGAACCCAAGACGGCGACUCCAGACGAUAGUGAUUAAGGAGGAUGUGGCUGGAAAUGAUCCAUAUAUAGGAUGUGGACAGCGCAAGUAGAUGAAUUGAAAUGUUACUAACCUAAAAGAAAGUUUUUUUUGGAGGCUUAGUUUCUAAAGUGUUUUGUUUCCCUGACUAUCCCUACCAAGACGCCUUGCGGAGAACAGUGACGUAGGGCACGGAGGCGGAUGACUUACCGCUUUGCAUCAUAGGUUCACUCUUCUUCAGUUUGUGAACAGAUCCAAACUGUAAACCAUACCUACUCUGUGUUUCUGCCAGUUCCCCAAACUAGAGAACCAACAGAUGGGCUUGGAUACUCACCACCAGCCUGUUUCCAGCUCCACUGCACAGCCAGCAUCACACCACCCACGGGAGGCCUGGGGAAGGACCAAACCCAAACCCUCAUUCAUUUGCCAAAUCUCACAUGUUGGAGAUCUAGCUGAGUUCGGUAGAUGUCCAUCAAGUGUAAAAUCAAGACUGUAAGACUAUGUAAAACCAAGUAGAGUUGCAAUAAUCGAAAGUGAGUACUUUAGUAGUCGGUGUUUGUCGAGAAGUUUUAUUGCUCAUAUCUAUAUCAACGAAAGGAAUGUUAAAAAAAAUAACAGCAAAAGCUUAAUGUUAAGGCAGCAUCGCUCGUUCUAAUGUAGAUUUUGGCUAUCAGUCGUACUACUAAAGGAAAAUAACUGAAAUUGGUGCUAUGAUUAACAUUUUGAUGAUUAUACACCUCCUUAAAGGGAUAGUUCAUCUAAAAAUUAAGGUUCUGUCAUGAUCUACUCAUUCUUGUAUUGUUGCAAAUGUCUUGGUUUAUUGUUUAUACAAUGGAAGUCACUGGGGUCUAUACAUUGCUUCGGACUCCACUGACUUUAAUUGUGUGGACAAAAACAUUCUUCAAAAUAUCUUCUUUUGUGUUCUACAGAAGAAAGCAAUUCAUGCAGAAUUUUCAUUUUCCAAAGAACUAUUCCUUUGAUAUACAUACACUGCCUAAGAGUCUAUUUUUGUUCUCAUUUGCACUCAAAUAGGUCUUCAUACAGCCAUUUUACAUGUUUGCUCUAACUUAGCACAAGUUGUCAUGGCAACAGAGGAAUUGUGGGAAAGUGGAGGGCUGCCUGCUUUUUGAAUCACUUAUUAUGGGAUGGUGUUGUUAGGCUAUUGUUUUCUUAAGUUCUUAACAGUCACAGUUUUCCUACAUAAGGAUAUAGGAUACUCCCCUGUUCUUGUCAUUAAAGAAGCACAAGAAGCUAGAGAAAGUACAAUAAUCUGACAAUCAUCAAACAUUCGGCACAAUCUGUCUUAACCUUUGGGCCUCCCAGAUUGUGAAACCGAAUUCCAAUUUAAAAUGAACAAACAGAUGGUUAGGUUCACCAUGUAGGGGUUGCACAAGCAAGAAGACUGAGGGUAAUUCCACAACACGUAUGCCCGUGGACGUGAUCCAUCGAGUGGAAGACAUCUGUGCGGUAGAGCAUUCCAACUCAUCCUUUCUUCUAAUGAGCCAGUCAAACCCUCCGCUUACUUUUCUGUCAAACCACAGA
Molecule: messenger RNA, 6165 nt
Organism: Sinocyclocheilus anshuiensis
Lineage: Eukaryota; Metazoa; Chordata; Actinopteri; Cypriniformes; Cyprinidae
Product: SRC kinase signaling inhibitor 1-like
Exons: 19
Coding region: 4-4644 (1546 amino acids)
Biological process (GO): regulation of dendritic spine morphogenesis
Cellular component (GO): cytoplasm; actin cytoskeleton; postsynaptic density
Source: RefSeq, a predicted model, not a curated record